AUGGGCAUAUCAAGGCGUCCGAAGGACAAAGCUGGGCGUAAUGCCCAGUCCGGCGCACCAGGAACACAAGGCGCGAACGCUGGACGACCCAAAAAAGCCACGUUCGAAGCAACAAAAAGGAAGGAGAUAGGAGUCUCGGAUCUGACCUUGUUGAGCAAGGUUUCCAACGAAGCUAUCAACGAUAACUUGAAGAAGCGAUUCCAAGGUGCAGAGAUCUACACGUAUAUUGGACAUGUACUGGUCUCAGUAAACCCAUUUCGUGAUCUUGGCAUUUAUACCGACCAAGUCCUCGAAAGUUACAAGGGUAAAAAUCGCUUGGAGAUGCCCCCGCACGUCUUCGCGAUAGCCGAGUCCGCUUAUUAUAACAUGAAGGCUUACCACGAUAAUCAAUGUGUCAUCAUUUCGGGCGAAUCAGGCGCUGGGAAAACCGAGGCUGCCAAGCGCAUAAUGCAAUAUAUUGCGAACGUGUCUGGAGAACAGUCGGGGGAUAUCAAGAAGAUCAAAGAAAUGGUUCUUGCGACCAACCCCUUACUAGAGUCAUUCGGAAAUGCCAAAACAUUACGGAACAACAACUCCUCGAGAUUCGGCAAGUAUUUGCAAAUCUAUUUCAAUUCCACUGGCGAACCGGUUGGCGCCGAUAUCACGAAUUAUUUGCUCGAAAAGUCCCGUGUUGUUGGCCAGAUUGUAAACGAAAGAAACUUUCACAUCUUCUACCAGUUCACCAAAGGCGCCUCAAAGCAAUAUCAAGAGCUGUUCGGUAUUCAAAAACCAGAGACAUAUGCGUACACGAGUCGAUCCAAGUGCUUUGAUGUGGAUGGCAUUGAUGACGCUGCCGAUUUUCAAGACACGCUUGAUGCUAUGAAGAUAAUCGGUCUUUCUCAGACUGAACAAGACGAAAUAUUUCGCAUGCUUGCUGCUAUCUUAUGGAUCGGCAACAUCCAGUUCCGCGAAGAUGACAGUGGCUACGCCGCAGUCACGGAACAGUCAGUUGUGGACUUUGUCGCAUACUUGAUGGAGGUGACACCGGAUCAACUGAUCCAUGCCAUCACUAUUCGAAUUCUUACGCCCCGCAAUGGCGAAGUAAUUGAGUCCCCAGGCAAUCCCGCACAGGCAACUGCUACUCGCGACGCCCUGGCUAAAGCCAUCUACAAUAAUCUAUUUGAUUGGAUCGUGGAACGAAUUAACAAGUCACUGAAAUCGAGACAAGAUACAUCGAACACUAUGGGCAUCUUGGAUAUCUACGGAUUUGAAAUAUUUGAGAAGAACAGUUUCGAACAGCUUUGCAUCAAUUACGUCAACGAAAAGCUUCAACAAAUUUUUAUCCAGCUCACACUAAAAACGGAACAGGAAGAGUAUGCUCGCGAGAAGAUCCAGUGGACACCAAUCAAAUAUUUCGACAAUAAAGUCGUCUGUGACUUGAUUGAGCAGAUCAGACCACCUGGAAUCUUCUCUGCAUUGAAGGAUGCGACUAAGACAGCACAUGCCGAUCCAGCAGCUUGUGACAGGACAUUUAUGCAGAGCAUUAACGGCAUGUCCCACGCUCAUUUGACCCCCCGGCAGGGAAGCUUCAUCGUCAAGCACUAUGCGGGGGAUGUCUCUUACACCGUGGACGGCAUCACCGACAAGAAUAAAGAUCAAUUGUUGAAGGGGCUGCUUAAUCUAUUUCAACAUAGUGGCAAUCAAUUCGUACACACCAUAUUUCCUCACCAAGUUGACCAAGAUAAUCGAAAACAGCCGCCAUCGGCAGGAGAUAGAAUUCGUACCUCUGCCAAUGCGUUGGUAGACACCCUGAUGAAAUGUCAACCAUCAUACAUCCGGACGAUCAAACCGAAUGAGAACAAGUCGCCGAGCGAAUACAACAGUUCAAAUGUUCUUCACCAGGUUAAAUAUCUGGGUCUGCAAGAGAAUGUUCGUAUUCGGCGAGCUGGCUUCGCCUAUCGUCAAUCUUUCGACAAGUUUGUCGAACGCUUUUUCUUGUUAUCACCAGCUACAUCAUAUGCAGGCGAGUACACGUGGCAAGGCUCUACAGAAGAAGCUGUAACUCAGAUUCUGAAGGACACCAGCAUUCCCAAAGAGGAGUGGCAACUUGGCGUGACUAAAGCAUUCAUCAAAUCACCAGAGACUUUGUUCGCUUUGGAGCACAUGCGUGAUAGAUAUUGGCAUAACAUGGCUGCUCGCAUUCAAAGAAUGUGGCGUGCAUACCUAGCCUACCGCGCUGAAUCUGCAACCCGUAUUCAACGCAUGUGGCGGAAGAAACGAACAGGAGCAGCGUAUCUGCAGCUUCGAGAUCAUGGGCAUGCGCUUCUACAGGGCCGAAAAGAGCGCAGGCGGAUGAGUUUACUAGGAUCUCGAAGAUUUCUUGGUGACUACCUCGGCGUCAAUGCGGCAGCCGGUCCUGGCGCACAGAUACGGAACGCAGCUAAUAUCGGAUCAAAUGAAAGGACGGUGUUCUCUUGCCGCGGAGAAAUUUUGGAGGCAAAAUUCGGGCGGUCUAGCAAGCCUAGCCCCCGCCUGAUUGUUGUCACAAAUAAUAAGUUUUACAUCAUCGUCCAGCUGCUCACCAGCGGCCAUUUCCAGAUUUCAGUCGAACGAGCCAUUCCCCUUGGUGCCAUUAAAUUCAUUGGGACGUCUACUAGUCGUGAUGACUGGUUCUCUCUUGGAGUCGGAUCGGCCCAGGAGGCAGACUCUCUGAUGAGUUGUGUUUUCAAAACCGAAAUGUUUACUCAACUGCAGCGAGUAAUGCCUGGAGGUCUCAAUCUCAAGAUAGGCAACGUGAUUGAGUACGCGAAGAAGCCGAAUAAAUUCCAGCAAGUUAAGGUGGCGAAAGACUCUCAACAACCAGUAGACUUCUACAAGAGUGGCACGAUUCAUACACAACAAGGAGAGCUCCCGAACUCCGUAUCACGGCCCAUGCCUAAAGCCAAGCCUAUACCACCCCGACCCAUCACUCGUGGUAAACUCAUCAAACCUGGAGGCCCUGGAGGCCGGCCGUCACGGCUGAUUGGUAAUCGUUCUACUCAAUCAAAGUCUGGACGAGGUCCAAGAGCGGUUCCCCAGACGCCAGCUGCAGCUACGGCAACAUCAAUCGGUGCGACAACUACCCCAGGUCCUGUGGCAUUCAACAAGCCUCUUCCUAGUCAUACAAAGAUUCAAAGCAGCACAAACGGAGGAGCAAGUCGAGCACCACCACCUCCGCCACCCGCCGCACCUCCCGCAAAGCCAAAGGUUGUAGCCAAAGUUUUGUAUGAUUUCAAUGGUCAACGAGAUAAUGAACUGUCCAUCAAGGCUGGAGAUAUGCUGGAGAUAGUUCAAAAAGAGAACAAUGGUUGGUGGCUCGCUAAGAAUGACCGUGGACAAGCCUGGGUUCCUGCAGCGUAUGUAGAAGAACAGGCAGCGCCUGCUCCAAGACCACCUCCGGCGCCUCCCGCCGCCAAGUCAAAACCAACACCGCCGGCACCUCCGGCCAAACGUCCAGCUACGGGACGCAAGCCGGGUGAGUUGGUGCAGCGAGAUUCUGGCCUCGGCUUGAACGGAACUAGCGGAUCCGAAGGGAGUCGAAGUACAACGCCGACACCGAGUUUAGGAGGCAGCUUGGCUGAUGCGUUACUUGCAAGGAAAAAUGCCAUGCAACGGGACAAGGAAGACGACGACUGGUAG
Metarhizium album ARSEF 1941 is the source of this 3657-nucleotide messenger RNA. RefSeq names its product myosin-5. The record is from RefSeq and is a predicted model, not a curated record. Gene Ontology annotation, cellular component: myosin complex; actin cortical patch; cell tip. Bases 1 to 3657 code for a protein of 1218 amino acids. Gene Ontology annotation, biological process: endocytosis; vesicle transport along actin filament; actin filament organization. The transcript has 3 exons. Gene Ontology annotation, molecular function: ATP binding; microfilament motor activity; actin filament binding. NCBI's taxonomy places the organism in Eukaryota, Fungi, Ascomycota, Sordariomycetes, Hypocreales, Clavicipitaceae.